GCCAUCAUCAUUUUCGAGCAUUCGUGUCGUGAAGAAGAAGUGGAAACGCUGCGCUUUCUCGAAAUAUCGCUCUUGGCUUAUUACGAGGCCUCUUUUCCUUUUCGCAUUUUAGGGAGCACAAAAUUGAGUCCGAAGUGUGAUCAUUAUUCGCGACGGUGGGAGCUUUAGCUCUUUUUCUGAUCCCUUGUUUUCCUGGAUAGUAAGAAAACUAAAAAAAACAGUGUGCAAAGUGAAGUUUGAAAGUUUUUGGUGAAGUCGCGAGCAAAACGCGAUUUUGGUGAUUUACGGUAAGAGGGAAUUUCAGUGUGUGGUGAAUCGAAGAGGGCAAAAGUGGAAACCUAUCGCCUGCUUGGAUUAUUGGACGUAAAACCUAUUGAAAUCGGCCACUUCCGGUCGCGAAAAGUUGUCCAAUCGCGAGUUUGACCAUCAGACCGUCGUUUUGCAGACUUUUUGCGCAGUUUGGAACGCGUUUCGGUGCGUAAAAAUCGAACGGGAAUUUUUCAUUCGUGUGGCCCUCUUUUUUUCUGGUGGCUGACGACGACGUCGCUUGUCGUUGUUUUUGUUGGAGAGACAUCUUGGGAAAGUGUAUAGUAGGAAAAAGAAGCUAGCAGUGGCCAGAAGAGCAGACAAGAGCUGUGAAGAGUGUAGUGCUCCUAUACGCGGACGGAUUAUUCGCUCCCGGAGACCCCCGGAGCAGCAGCCGGAACAACGAAUCCCUCUUGCGAGCAGGUGGUAACCCACUCCGGGAUUUAAGCGGGAUAAUAUUUUGAUUUCCAAGUUUUUCGUCGAAAUCAAAUUUUUCCAUCCCGAAGAAAACGCCUGAAUUUUUAGGGUCGAUAUUUUUUCGCUUGAGCAAGAGUGAGUGAGAGGCGUCAUCGCCUUCGUUUUCGGGAUUUUGUUGGACCAGAGUCGUGUGAGCAAGAACAGUUCCGUUCGUUUGUGGAAGCGAGAGGGGGUGUUAGGGAGAGCGCGGAAAAGAGAGGGAAAACGAAGAAACGGGGAGUGUGUGAAGACAAGCAAGCAUCAGGAAGAGAAGAGUAGUGGUGUGAGAGGUAGCAGAACAGUAGUGCGGGUAAACGCUAGAGACUCGAAGCGAAUGAGCAGUGUAGCCAAGUAAAGCCCUCCACCAAACGUGCCAGGGCGGUGAAAGACGCAGAGAGGGAAUAUAUUUUUCAAGUGAAGUGAAAAUACAUAGUCAAAGCGUUGUCUACACAAACACGGGUCGACGACGACAGGCUACGGCAGCGGUGCCCGCGAGUGUACCGUGCGGAAUAAUAAUAUCACUAGUGGCAGUGCAUAAGGAACACAAGUUGAAACCGGAGGAAGAAUAAGAAAACCAGACCAGCUAGAAGAAACCCCAGAGCGUGUACGAGAAGUGUGGUGCCGCGAAAUGUCGCUUCCGAUAAACUCACUGUACUCACUAACGUGGGGCGACUAUGGGACAUCGCUAGUGUCGGCCGUCCAGCUGCUCCGGUGCCACGGAGAUCUGGUCGAUGUUACGUUGGCCGCCGGUGGCCGAAGCUUCCCGGCGCACAAGAUUGUGCUCUGUGCGGCCAGUCCCUUUCUGCUGGAUUUGCUAAAGAACACACCAUGCAAGCAUCCAGUGGUCAUGUUGGCCGGCGUCAAUGCCAACGAUCUGGAAGCACUGUUGGAGUUUGUGUAUCGAGGCGAGGUGAGUGUUGACCACUCUCAGCUACCCUCACUUCUGCAGGCGGCCCACUGCCUCAACAUCCAAGGACUGGCCCCGCAGACAGUGUCCCACAAGGAUGACAACACAACGUACACCACGUCGAUCCAGUUGCAUCCGACGUUGGUUCCGCAGCAUCAGGCCGUCAAGGCCGUCAUCGACGUUGGAAACAAUGUUUGCACCGAAGAUCUCAUCACAACGCUGACCCCCACGCAAACCGUCCAGGCCCAAGUUAUCGAGACCAUCACACCGGAUCAGAUGAGCGACGAAGUCACCAAGGAUGUCAUCAGCCAGUUCUUGCCUACCCGUAAGCGCAAGCAGCGCGUGAAGAAACCAUCGCAAUCCCAGGGAACCAAUGCUACCGGCGUCGUACAACAGGCAACCGCUACCGUCUCUGCUGGAGGAACCCAAGCGGCCAAAGUAUUGAAAACGGACGAAGAAGGCACCAUCCAAACGAUCAUCGUAAACAGCGCAGAAGAAGCCGCCAAUGUUGUAAAGGAUAUCAAAAAGGAAGCCCAGGUGGUUGAUGGAACUGCAGUUAUCGACACAAAGGACGGCAUUAUCAAGAUCAAGAACAAAUCUCAAUCGGAACAACCAGCCACUUGCCCCAUCUGUCAGGCCGUUAUCCGUCAGUCUCGUAACUUGCGUCGCCAUUUGGAACUGAGGCAUUUCAAGAAACCCGGCAUGAAGAAGGAACGCGUCAAGAAGAGUAAGCAAGGCAACGCAAACGGACAGGCAAACACCAGCGGCACGUCAGGUAAUGGAACAACGUCUGCGGACCAACAGCAGGUACAGGUACAGCAGCAAGCCCAACAGCAGACCACUAUUGAAACGGCAGGAACGAUAUCGGUUACGGUUUCCCAGGCACAGGCACAACAAUUGGAACAGGCAGCGGCAAACGGACAACAGCACGUGGUCACGCAGCAUGAGAAUGCCGACGGAACGACUUCGCUCUCGAUUGCCCAGGUACAGACGUUGGAUGGACACCAGCUAGCGAUCGGAAACUUGAACCAGGCCACUCUCAUCCGUACCAGCGAAUCAAUUGAAGCCGGCAUCAUAGCGACACACGAACCGACGCUGCGCCCCCACACGGAACUGUUCCGCGUCGGCAACACCGUCUACACGAUAGAGGAACGUCGGCCGGAUCAGCCGAAUCGUUUGACUUAGAACGAUGACGAUGACGUCGACAACGGAGGCGACGUGUACGAAAUAGUGGAGGGAGUCGAUUACGAUUGCAUCAUCGAUAGUGGCGUGGAUGUGGAGAUCGAGGAGGAAACCGGCGAAGGCAUCGUCGUAGAAGACGAAGAGGAAGUAGUUAUGGAUGGCGGCGUUGGCACGGCAUCCGGUGUCGAUGCCAGCGGCGUUAUUUUCGAUACCACUAACGAUGGCGGGGAAGGAGACCUGGACAAUGACGACCAACCGCAACAUCACCAGGUGGGUACUCAAACGGGGGAAACGACCGUCGUUACCGUAACUUCGGCAUCGGCGGUGGCAGCAAACAAUCGUAAUGCGAUUACCAUCACUAGAACCAGCAGCAACAAUGGUGGUAACGGCAGCAACAGCAACACUAGGGGUAACAACACCACCGAUGGUGACAUGGCGUCGUCCUAUAAGCACUUUUUAAUUCUCUAAUUUAUUGAAUGCAGUUGAUGGUCAACUCUUGAGUAGAAGCCCUCUGUUGACCAAGUGGUUUCUACUUUUGCACCACCCAAAAGUAGAAACCAUUUACCCCUUACCUUCUACGUUUUUAUGACCGAUCUAGCAACUUAAGGAGUAUCAAGUUUACGUUAAAGCAACACGUAUUAGGAAGAGGAUAGUGUUUUGUUUAGUCACAGGAUCAAAUGCUUAUCGUGAGUUAGACUUGGCAGUCUUAAAAAUUAGGGUAAAACAAAGAUGAAAGGAUACAGAACGUUUUUUUUAGUAAAAUUUUAGCGAAUCGGCGCCCAAGGAGUAAAGUUAUUCAAUUUCACGAAGCACACCUAACGACAAGCACAGGUUAGGCUCUAUCUCUCAUAUAAUUAUUACAUAUUUUUAAACGAAAAAAAAAUCAAACAACCUAGAUGAAGGAUUCAUAUUAAACGUAAAACACAAACCAGCACACUUAUAGACACUCGGCAUAUUUUAUCGCUUUGUAAAUAGCAGCUUGCAUUAAGAUAGGGAGACAGCCACCAACGCGAUUAUAAAUAUUGAUGAUAAAACUCGGUUACAUUCUCCCGCCCCCAAACGGGCGGCUAGACACAGGAUACAAUGAGGUUAUUGUAUAGAUCGAUUUUAGGCAGCACUUUCAGGCAGAACUUGAUCCGGUUUGAAAAAGCAUUUCGUGAUCCAGUUAAGGACUCUUGGUAUCAGAUUACUACUAUCGACAGGCAGUUUCAUCGUGAUGGAACAUUUACAUAGUGUUUGUAGCCAUUUGCAACAGAAAAAUAUAAUUAUUCAUUCAUUCAUUUAUUGGUAUUUCAUUGUUCUGAAUGCUACUACCUCCAGUAAUUUGCUCAAAAACUUUUGAAUUUCUUUUCAAAGACUAGGAUUCACUCCACUUACUUAUAUGUUCCUGCAGGAAAUAAGGUUAUCUUCUUCUUCUUGGCAUUAACGUCCUCACUGGGACAGAGCCUGCUUCUCAGCUUAGUGUUCUUAUGAGCACUUUCACAGUUAUUAACUGAGAGCAUUCCAGACACCUUCAGCAUGGCUUUGCUUUGUAGCCGCGGACUCUAACCAUUCGGCUAAGGAAGGCACCUGAUCUAAGGUUAUCUCCAUUCGGAAGUUUUGAGUCGAUGAGUCGAUAUUAACUCAGCAGAUUAGAAACCAUAUUCAAUCGACCUUGAGAGGGGGCUUGACGGUGCUACUAGUCAACCAGCUAGGUAUCCGCACCGUCCGCCAGGUAUCUCUUGGAACGCUUUGAAUUAUAUCCUUUUUGAUUUGCUCUUUUAAUUGACCUAGUAUUCCAACGAAUAGAAUGGGAAAUAUUGGAUUGUAUGAGGCAUCGUAUGACGAAUCAUGAAGAUUCCAGGCUCACGAUUUGGUCGUGAUGUUUUGCGCUCCACAGUGCGAUUAGAAUUACUUCUUACCAGCACAACACACAUAGUAGUAGUAGGUCUUUCUAUUUUAACGGAUGUUUUCUAAAGUCACUAUUUUAACUAAAAUGGUCACUAUUUUCCUUAUUCUGCUGGCAGUUAAUCCUGCUGAAAAAUUUUAGCUAUUUCACAGGUUUUUCAGAAAUUUAUUUUCCGAUUCCUCGAGGAAAAGCUUCAGGAAUACUGCUAGUGAUUUCUUUAUAGAUUUCUUCUGACUUCUCCAGAGAUCUCUCCGAAAUCCUCUAAUGAUUCCUCCACCAAUUCUUCCAGCUGUGUUUUAUGGGGUGCUUAGAGGAAUUUCUUAAGGGUUUUUUCUUAAGAAGAUCAGAUUAAUUUCAGUAAUUCCUCCAAUCAUUCCUACAUACAUAUCUUAAGGGAUUUCGUCCGAUAAUGUUCAAGAAAUAUUAUCAGAGAUGCUAUCUAAAGAUGUUAUUGGUUAUUUUUUCAGUUAUCUUACCACCAACUUGUCUAGGUAACUAUCCAAGAUUUCCUCAAGAGUCCAGGAUUUUUUUCAGAAGACCUUGUGUGCGUUAAUCAAGAGUUACUUGAGCAAUUAAUGUAGUGACAUCAGAUGUUACCUUCCGAUUUCCUCUAUCUUUAGGAAACACCUCCCGGAUUUAAAUAAAAAUCUCCAAAAAUUUCUGACAUAAUUCUUGACAUUUUCCUGGAGAUGUCCCUGGAAAAAACAUAUCAAAGAAUUCAACGAAAAAUUUGUGCUUAAUCUGCGCGGCAUGUGAGGUGAGACGAGUCGAAUGAGGUGACAAUUUUCUCCUCGCUCCCAUUUGAUUAACAUUAGUUGGCUCACGUCACUCGAGGUGAGAGCGACGCGUCUCGACUCACACGCUGCGUAGAAUAAGCACAAUUAAACAAAAAUCUGAAGAAAUCUUAGGAGUAAUCUCUGGAGUAUUUCCUAAAGGUAUUCUUAGAUAAAUUCUGAUUGAAAUCAAAGAAAUCUUGAAUAACAAUAUUGUAAGAAAUCCUUCGAAAAAAUACCGUUUAAAUUCCAGAAGAUGUUCUACACGAGAAUCUUGGCGGGAAUUCCAGAGAAAACAAGGGUAGGAAUUUCUUAAAGAAUCUCUGAUGUAACUAGCCUUGGAAAAAUAUUCUUAGGGCUGAUUUCUUCACCUUCGCUUAAGCCGUAAACCACGUUUACCUAUAUGAUUAAACUAGGUUUAAGGCCUAAACGAGGGUGAAGAAAUUGGCCCUUAGAGAAAUGUUUUGUAAGAUUCUCUGAAAAAUAAACAUCUUAUUCCCUUGUUCCUUUUUUUUUUCUUGGUACCUAUUUGAUCCUCUUUUGGUUUCUAUUAAGUCUGUUUUUCAAGCAAGAGGUCACUAUAGUUUCUAUUUUCAAGAAACUUAGUUAAUAUCAGUCCUGCUUUAUUUGAAAGUCUGGGAUUUGUUGGAAUACUCUUGACUCUACGGGGUUUCUAAUUCACUCUUGUUAGAUUCUGUUUUUUUUUUUUUAACAAUAAGGCGCAAUCUCGGCCGGAUUUCUGGCAGAAUCCUUAGUUGAUCCUUGGCUAAGAGAUCGCAGUAGGCGUUGCCGCGAACGGUCGUGUUUUGUUUUGCUUGCCACACUUUUUUCGUGCUCUAGUUUUUCGCGAUUUUGCCGAUGAUUUGGUUGGUGCUACGCCAUCCGGAUUGUAGUUCGGAUGUUAAUAUUGAAAAAACCUCGAUAUCUAAUAGUGAAAAGAAAAAAAACCAGCGCGUUCCGUGCGAUCAAAGACUUCUUUAAUGUGAUGUUUUAUGACCGGUUCUAAUUGGCUUUGCUAAUGAAUUUCCACGUGAUUUUGUUGUUGUUGCUGUGUUUGUAUUUUGACUGACAAGCCACCAGAUUUUUUUGACAAUGAAAAAAAAAACAUUAUUGUAAUAAUUGUGAAAAAUGCGUGAAAGAAGAAGUAAAAAAUGUGGUCUAGAAAUGACAAGUGGUAUGUGCGUCACAAGAAGAAUAAAAUGCAUACCAAAUUAGUUACAGAUUUGAUGUGAUGACAACGCCGCCUUGGAUGAAUUUUGGUGAGAUUGUUCUGAUUAUAUAAUUAUCUGUAAUUGAACAGUAAAUACGCGCCAGUUCCAAAGUAACCAUCUUUGAAACAGGAAGUAUGUAUGCAUUAUCAUUAUCCAUUUGAUAACGGUAAUGUAUACAUGCGGGGCUUGUUGUUAGUGAAAGUGACUUCUGAAUGGACGUGUCUCUCCAGCCAUUCUGAAAUGGGUCACCGGAUCUGCAAUAGAGCUAUCACCUUCUAACUCCCGGACUGAAGCUUUUUGCAAAAAUGCAGUACCAAAGCAGUUUUGCUGAAAACUUUUUUCCAUAAUACCACUGCCGGACAGUGGGGGUUAGAUGGAUCACACACACACACACACACACAAUCCUUAGUUGAUCCUUGGCUAAUUAUUUGUGAUGUCAGCGGAUUUAAAUAAAAAUCUCCAAAAAUUUCUGACAUAAUUCUUGACAUUUUCCUGGAGAUGUCCCUGGAAAAAACAUAUCAAAGAAUUCUACGAAAAAUUUGUGCUUAAUCUGCGCGGCGUGUGAGGUGAGACGAAUCGAAUGAGGUGACAAUUUUCUCCUCGCUCCCAUUUGAUUAACAUUAGUUGGCUCACGUCACGUCGAGGUGAGAGCGACGCGUCUCGACUCACACGCUGCGUAGAAUGAGCACAAUUAAACAAAAAUCUGAAGAAAUCUUAGGAGUAAUCUCUGGAGUAUUUCCUAAUGGUAUUCUUAGAUAAAUUCUGAUUGAAGUCAAAGAAAUCUUGAAUAACAAUAUUGUAAGAAAUCCUUCGAAAAAAUACCGUUUAAAUUCCAGAAGAUGUUCUACACGAGAAUCUUGGCGGGAAUUCCAGAGAAAACAAGGGUAGGAAUUUCUUAAAGAAUCUCUGAUGUAACUAGCCUUGGAAAAAUAUUCUUAGGGCUGAUUUCUUCACCUUCGCUUAAGCCGUAAACCACGUUUACCUAUAUGAUUAAACUAGGUUUAAGGCCUAAACGAGGGUGAAGAAAUUGGCCCUUAGAGAAAUGUUUUGUAAGAUUCUCUGAAAAAUAAACAUCUUAUUCCCUUGUUCCUUUUUUUUUUCUUGGUACCUAUUUGAUCCUCUUUUGGUUUCUAUUAAGUCUGUUUUUCAAGCAAGAGGUCACUAUAGUUUCUAUUUUCAAGAAACUUAGUUAAUAUCAGUCCUGCUUUAUUUGAAAGUCUGGGAUUUGUUGGAAUACUCUUGACUCUACGGGGUUUCUAAUUCACUCUUGUUAGAUUCUGUUUUUUUUUUUUUAACAAUAAGGCGCAAUCUCGGCCGGAUUUCUGGCAGAAUCCUUAGUUGAUCCUUGGCUAAGAGAUCGCAGUAGGCGUUGCCGCGAACGGUCGUGUUUUGUUUUGCUUGCCACACUUUUUUCGUGCUCUAGUUUUUCGCGAUUUUGCCGAUGAUUUGGUUGGUGCUACGCCAUCCGGAUUGUAGUUCGGAUGUUAAUAUUGAAAAAACCUCGAUAUCUAAUAGUGAAAAGAAAAAAAACCAGCGCGUUCCGUGCGAUCAAAGACUUCUUUAAUGUGAUGUUUUAUGACCGGUUCUAAUUGGCUUUGCUAAUGAAUUUCCACGUGAUUUUGUUGUUGUUGCUGUGUUUGUAUUUUGACUGACAAGCCACCAGAUUUUUUUGACAAUGAAAAAAAAAACAUUAUUGUAAUAAUUGUGAAAAAUGCGUGAAAGAAGAAGUAAAAAAUGUGGUCUAGAAAUGACAAGUGGUAUGUGCGUCACAAGAAGAAUAAAAUGCAUACCAAAUUAGUUACAGAUUUGAUGUGAUGACAACGCCGCCUUGGAUGAAUUUUGGUGAGAUUGUUCUGAUUAUAUAAUUAUCUGUAAUUGAACAGUAAAUACGCGCCAGUUCCAAAGUAACCAUCUUUGAAACAGGAAGUAUGUAUGCAUUAUCAUUAUCCAUUUGAUAACGGUAAUGUAUACAUGCGGGGCUUGUUGUUAGUGAAAGUGACUUCUGAAUGGACGUGUCUCUCCAGCCAUUCUGAAAUGGGUCACCGGAUCUGCAAUAGAGCUAUCACCUUCUAACUCCCGGACUGAAGCUUUUUGCAAAAAUGCAGUACCAAAGCAGUUUUGCUGAAAACUUUUUUCCAUAAUACCACUGCCGGACAGUGGGGGUUAGAUGGAUCACACACACACACACACACACAAUCCUUAGUUGAUCCUUGGCUAAUUAUUUGUGAUGUCAGCGGAUUUAAAUAAAAAUCUCCAAAAAUUUCUGACAUAAUUCUUGACAUUUUCCUGGAGAUGUCCCU
Molecule: messenger RNA, 9023 nt
Organism: Aedes aegypti (yellow fever mosquito)
Lineage: Eukaryota; Metazoa; Arthropoda; Insecta; Diptera; Culicidae
Product: transcription factor GAGA
Exons: 7
Coding region: 1391-2854 (487 amino acids)
Biological process (GO): regulation of transcription by RNA polymerase II
Cellular component (GO): nucleus
Molecular function (GO): protein binding
Source: RefSeq, a predicted model, not a curated record